This is a messenger RNA of Acytostelium subglobosum LB1, 573 nucleotides long. RefSeq lists its product as hypothetical. The record is from RefSeq and is a predicted model, not a curated record. The transcript has 3 exons. The coding region runs from base 1 to 573 and encodes 190 amino acids. Gene Ontology annotation, molecular function: 5'-deoxynucleotidase activity. Gene Ontology annotation, cellular component: cytoplasm. Lineage: Eukaryota; Evosea; Eumycetozoa; Acytosteliales; Acytosteliaceae.
AUGUCAUCAUUGUUGGAAUUCUAUAAGAUUUGUGGACUUCUCAAGACCACAAAGAGAACUGGUUGGGUGAACAAUGGCAUUCACCUGCCUGAAUCAAUAUCUGAUCACAUGUAUCGCAUGUCAUUGUUUGGCAUGUCACUUGACAGCAACACCAAAGGUGUAAACAGCGGCUUACCCAUUGACAGAACAAAGUGUAUCAAGAUGGCCUUAGUUCAUGAUCUAGGCGAAUCCAUUGUCGGUGACUUCACUCCCUACGAUAAGAUAUCAAAAGAAGAGAAGUUUAAACUUGAGCAAGACGCAAUGAUCAAGAUAAAGGAUACACUCAAUAACGAAUCAGGUAUUGAGAUUUACAAUCUGUGGCUCGAAUAUGAAGAAGCAAAGACAGACGAAGCAUUGUUGGUCAAGGACUUUGACAAGUUCGAGAUGAUACUACAGGCUCUAGAGUACGAGAAAGCGCAAGGAAAGGAUCUACAGUCAUUCUUUGAUUCUACAAGAGGAAAGUUCCUACAUCCAAUCUUCAAGGAACUUGCUAUAAAGGUGGAACAAGAGCGACCAAAGAACAACAAAGCUUGA